This is a messenger RNA of Lobosporangium transversale, 2189 nucleotides long. Its product is annotated as glycosyl transferase family 21-domain-containing protein. Lineage: Eukaryota; Fungi; Mortierellomycota; Mortierellomycetes; Mortierellales; Mortierellaceae. Gene Ontology annotation, biological process: glucosylceramide biosynthetic process. Gene Ontology annotation, cellular component: membrane. The record is from RefSeq and is a predicted model, not a curated record. Gene Ontology annotation, molecular function: ceramide glucosyltransferase activity. The coding region runs from base 189 to 2189 and encodes 666 amino acids. The transcript has 3 exons.
CUUGUAUCCCUCGGUUGCUAUUUGUUCACUCGAUCCUCUUCCAGUUUUUAUAUUUUGUAUUCUUUUUUUACUCCUUUCACAACCCACCUCUCUUCGGAACCAGGCCAUAGCUUCCUUGACAUCCAACGGAACACCUGAAGUAUCACUUGAAUACCUCUUACACCGCUAUUGUGGCUCAACACUCUUCAAUGAUUCAAUCCUUUCCCUCGGUUUGGGAGCGAUACUCCAAUUUGCAACUCUUCUGUAUGGUACUCUCUCUUUUGGUCUGGCUCUUUUCCUGCAUUGCUGCAGUUGUCGCCAUUACCCUUAGCCGAUCAAGAUAUGGAAGGUUCAAGCCAUCCUUAUCCUCGCAAAUGAGUGUAGAUGAGGCUCCAGGCGUAUCCAUCAUCCGUCCCCUUCGUGGCGUUGAUUGCAACAUGUAUAAAAAUUUGGCUUCUAGCUUUGAACAGGACUACCCAUGUUUUGAAAUCAUCUUUUCUGUUGCCAACCCAGGCGAUCCAGCCAUUACAGCCGUUGAGGCCCUUAUGAAACAGUACCCAAAGGUUGAUGCCCGUCUUAUCAUUGGGGAGGAGAUUGUGGGUAUGAAUCCCAAGGUCAAUAAUAUGAUUCGAUCAUACGAGACUGCCAAGUACGAUAUUGUCUGGAUCUGUGACUCUAAUGUAUACGUUGGUCCUGGUUGCAUGGGCAGAUCUGUCGAUAUGAUGAUGAGGCCUGACGUGGGUCUUGUACAUCAUUUGCCAUAUGGCGUUAGACCUCAGACUCUGGGGUCAGAACUAGAGCUCAUGUUCUUGAAUACAGUGCAUGCCAAGAUGUACCUCUUCAUCAAUUGGACAAGGCUGGCAUCAUGUGUAGUUGGCAAGUCUAAUUUGUUUAGGCGCUCGGACCUGAACAAGGUUGGUGGUCUUGCUGCCUUUGGACGCUACAUGGCUGAGGAUAACAUGUUGGCUACAGCCAUCUUCAAGAUGGGGUAUAAACAUGAGAUGACUGGUGAUCUUGCCUAUCAGUCAUUAGGCUCCAUUUCUCCUUCUGAUUACUUCUUAAGGCGUGCCCGCUGGACCCGCAUCCGUAAAUACAUGGUUACUGUCUCUACUUUCUUGGAGCCGCUUACUGAAAUGAUAGGUUGCGGAUUGAUCGCGUCCUAUGGCUUUAAUAUGCUGUGGAACAUUCAUGUCCUCAAUUUCCUAGCAUUCCAUAUCGUUACAUGGUUUUUGGUGGACCUGACCAUUUACCAGGCUCUCUCGGGCGAAAAAAUGGACAAUCUUCGUGGCUUUUUAAUGGCGUGGUGUGGGCGCGAGUUAGCGGCUUUACCCUUAUUCGCCUAUGCUGUUGCAGGAUCAACAGUCGAUUGGCGUGAUCAAACAUUCAUGCUGUAUAGUGACGGUACAGUUAAGCCGAUUGAGCCUACCCCUCAUCUGACCAAAGGGCCCAAAACUAGGCGAAUGCAAAAGAACCUGUUGCCCUCUCCCUUACUCAAUGUGGCUUCUGCUUCUUCACCAACCGCAGCUGCAUCUUGGACUAACACCAUGGUCUCUCCAUCAGCUCAAGCAUCCCUUGGAAGGUUCUUCCGCCACCCAGCUGUCAUUUCGGUCGUCAGCACCACGUUUGCCAUUAUCCAUUUCGUCGUCGAUAUCCUGAUUAAAAGCCAGCGCAAUGGCAUCAAUGACGAUGAUAGCACGUACAUAGAGGAUCAUACGCUACAUGAGGACAUGACUAGCAAUGCUAUCUUCGAAAAGGAGGGGAGUCUGGGGCCCCAAGCAGUUACUUUGAAGCAUCGUCUCAAUAAGGGCAACAGCAGCUAUAGUAACAAGAAGAGCAACAAGAGAUUCGCAUUCGAUUAUGAUGGUGAUAACAGCAGCGCAGCUAAGAACGAAAUUAACUUCAGAAGAGCCCAUCUGAAGGUUUCCGACCACAGCAAUGAGGCCGGCUAUGUUAAUGUUAGUCUUAAUCACAAGGUCCAGAAGAACGGUUUCGAAAGCGAAGAUGAUAUAGUGCGCCGUGCCAUCGCCGGGCAGUAUCCUAGCAUCAACGACAAAUACGAGACAGAGACGGAAUAUGGUCACCGAGCAUCUGAGGAAGACGAGCUUUCCAAGGCUGUAGAGCCAUAUCUUUCGGACUCGCUCAGUCGUCGCGCUCAGACUAUGCGCCGUGAACUGCCUUCUGCUUCACACUUUUUGAGCGUCGUAUCUUAA